This is a messenger RNA of Lymnaea stagnalis (great pond snail), 7778 nucleotides long. The record is from the annotation of a GenBank genome assembly. Lineage: Eukaryota; Metazoa; Mollusca; Gastropoda; Lymnaeidae.
GCAGAUUUCAAAAUAGGACCAUUUGUGGUGAAUAAAUACUCUUCACCAGGAGUAAGUAUUUUUUUUUUAUUUAUCAGAAACAGACUUUUUCAACUCAUUGCAAAGGGGGUGGGGGAGGGUGGUGGUGUGUGUGUUUGUGUUUGUUUUACUAUUAUAAUCUUACUUAUUAUAGAUCAUUUAUGUAAGUCCGUUCCAAAAAAGAUUUUGCCUGUCUACUUUUUCAGGCCUUCAUGGUAGUAAUGUGGGCAAUCCUCAUGGUUAUCAUUGUAAGUUUAUACACGGAGCCCAAGCAGAUCUAUGCCACAGAAGCAAGUGAGAGGAGACAAGCUGAAAGGCAGGCCAGAAUUCAAACGAGGCAAAAUGCAGCUUCUCAUAUGCCAGAUGGUGCAAUCAGGGGUAAGAAAGACAAAUAUUUUUGAUACAUAUUAAGUGUGCUUUUUUUUUUAUAUAUAACUAAAAAUUCAUAAAUCUUCCAUUUUCUUCAGUCUCAAUGUAAAAAAAAGCUGAUGUGAUGCUUUUUGUUGAUAUAUGUCACAGCUCUGAGCUUGACUUGUUUUCUGCUGCACAAUCACAAAGCGUGUGAAUGAAUAAACUCUUUAAACAAAUAUAUUACUGCCCAUAAUGUGAGAAAUUUAUGGUAAAAAAUCAAUUUUGCAUGAAUUGAUAUAUAUUAUACCAAUGCCCCUGCAACUUAAUGUGCUUGACCCACUCGCACCUGGCGGCCAAGUGCACAUCCUGCCUGCUAUAAAGAAUGUAAUAUAAGUAACGCCCAUUGACUGGAUAUUAGCAUAGUUGUGUUUGUGUGACCACAGAUCAUUUUAAAUAUAACAAUUUAAAAUAUUUUGAGAUUUAAAUUUGGAAUGAAAUUUAUUUCAUCAGUUUGUAAUGCAUUGUUAGUAAUAUUAUGGGACAAGAUUAACAGACUGCAUUACAUAUUGACAUCACAUUUUCAUGGGUUUUUUUUCCAAACAAAAAAUUUGUACACAUUUAAUGAUGAUUGUGUUAUACUCUGUAAUGCACAAUAUUUAUUGUAUAAUGGAUCAGUCCAAGGAAAAACGAAUGUGAGCUGACCAUAUUACAACUGUUGGACCCCAUUACUUUAUGACCCUGUUACUGUCUGACCCAGUUGCUGUCUGACCCUGUUGCUGUCUGACCCUGUUACUGUCUGACCCUAUCACCGUCUCACCCAUCACAUCUGACCCCAACCGCUGUCUGACCCCUUCUGCUGUCUGACCCCAUCACUGUCUGAUCCCAUCAUUGUAAUUUUUGAGAUGGGGGCAUGAACAAAACAAUAGUAGUUCUGUUACAAACAUCCAUUUAAGCAAACCUUUGGAAAGAACCAAUGGACACAAAGUUGUUGAAACAGGGCUUCCAACACUGCAUGGUUGAACAUAACACAAGUUUGAUUAUUUUGCAGCAGUGAUGUUUUGUGUUUAUGAAAAGCCUUCGCUCACACUUUUGGUUUUUAUUACAGAGCUUUUCUGUUAUAUAUAUAUAUAUAUAAUAAUAAUAAUAAUAAAGUUUAUUUGAAAAACACGCUUCAUCCCCAAAAGCUCGAAGCGCGGUACAAAGUCAACCAUAUUAAAAAGAGAAAUAAAAAAAAAUCUAAAAUUUACCACAUUUAAAAACAGACGCAACAAUAUGAAACUACAUACAUGUAUUUCUAGUACAUCACAUUUAAAAAUCUUUUUUUUUUAACGUUAAAAAUUAUAUCACACCAUUAUCACAAAGCCAUCCGUAAAUUUUAAAAAUGUUCAUUUAAAAUUUGAUGUUUUGGAAGGGCUCGGACCCUAUGUUAACUAAUUGCUAUUAAUAACAGGGAUCAUUCUAGUGCAAUAAUCUACAAUUUAUUUGUUGAAAGAGAAAUGGGGUUGUCUGCUAUGCAACAUCUUUUAAGAAAUGUAAAUAACGCCAUGAUUUUCCAAAUCUCAUAUACAGGCAGAGACGAUAACCAGGCCACGGUUUCUUUAAGCAGAAGAAAACGCUUAGCUACGAACGGUAACAGUCAGAGCAAUUAUGAAAUCAAUCAACCAGGACCAUCUAAUUAUGCAAAUGAUGAAGAGCAUCUGAAUGAGAACGAUAUCCAUCACAAAGAGUUCCUGGAGUCAAACAAUGAUCCAGAGUUUAAUUAUCCACCCUUGACAUAUGACAGAGUCAGUGAACCAUGUCACGAAGACGGUGAUUUAAAGGAUAUUUUGCCUAAUGAAAAUAUCACUUCGACUGAACAGAAUUCAAUAAGGGAGAGCGCUGGCUCUGAGCAUGAUGAGUCUUCAGGUGAAUUCCACGAUCCCCGCCCGCCAACAGGAAGUUCUGAUGGCAGUGACCAGACUAUCACCAACAACUUAGAACAUCGACUCAGCUGCUCUGUUGAUUUGAUGGUGUCGGCAGAAAGGCUUAUCAAUAACACUCAUUGGUCAGAUACACCUGUUAGUGUCAGUGAGUACAUGCACAAGGCCGCAGGUUCGGAUCUUGUUUUCGACGAAGACCAUUUUGGUAUGAGUGUGGAGAAUGACCUGGUAAGAAGCACCUAUGAAGAUGAUGAGAAGACGCCACUCUUGUUCGGUCAGUCAAACAACGGCAGUUUAAGGUCCAGUUCAAGAUUGACACGAUCGGUAAGUAAACAGGAAUAAUGUGAUUGGUGGGCACAGUUUACAUUUGACUCAUAGAUUAAAGCUUGUGAAACAGUUGACCUAGAAAGGACGGUCUGUUUAUUUGUAAUUGAUCCUUUUUAAAAAAUAUUUUCUACAUACAUACCACUGUAAGGUUUAACAAAUUUAAUUUUUAUUUUAAAAAAUUGCUCUUUAGAUGAACAAUAUGUAACAAAGGACUGAACAUGUAACUUUAUUCCUGCAGCAUGGGACAAAUGACCCGUAUAUUGAGCGAAGUGUUUCAGCCCUCGAUGAUCCUAUAGCCAGAGAAGGGAAGAUGGGCUUUUUCUGCAAUGGUAUUUUGUCAUUGUUGCUGAAAUUACACGAUUUUUGACAAAUCUAGACCACUGUGAAUAACAUGAUUUUUAAAGUUAAUGAUUCAGUGUGCGAUCGGUACGACAAAAUGAAAUACAACAAAGUAAUUUUUCUAUUCUCCAGAAUAUAUCAGAGAUGAAAUCAUAGCCAUUGUGUGUCUGCUUUUCUGUGCAAUGUUUUCUCAAGUUUGUGUUGAGGUAAGGGUUUGUAAUCCAGGAUAUCUUACCCUUGAUUUCCUAUUCAAUUUGUUACUUGAAGUGUAUAGGUCUAUAAAUUGAGCCUCUAGAUAUCUAUAUCUGUAUAUUUAAAAUCACACAAUAAAUUAUAUUCUUUCAUUUGAUGGCAUGUUUUGUUUUUAUCUCCAACAUCAUUAAUUAUAAUUCUAAACUAGUUUUGAAAAUGUAAAAAAAAAAUUUAAAAAAUUCAAUUUGUUUUGCCAUAAUGCAAAAUGUAAGGUUGAUUCACUAUUUUUUCAGACUAUGGUCUUACCAUUAACUUUAAAAUAUCUUGACUUUAGUGAGCUGGAGAACAGUUUACUCUAUUGUGUGUGUGGUGUUGAGGUGAGUUGGUCUUUUUUCUUUUAAUUGUACUGGUUUUGUGUGGUGAGAGUUGACGUGUGUCAUCAAGAUGCCCUUCUGUCCUCAUGCAUAAUGAAAGAAGGGCACCCUGAUGAUUAUUCUUUUUUUUUUUAAAUGUGUUUUUAGAUUUCAGUGUAUUACAAUUAAAAUGUUGAUAAAAAUAUUUAAAAAAAAAAAAAAAAAAAAAAAGUACACAACUUUGAUAGUUUUUUUCACUGAAGGGUGAAUGAAAAACUUUGACUUUGCUAAAUCAUCUCCAGUUUGCCUAUUAUUAAAAAUAAAAUCACCCAGGGAUGCAUUAUCUUUUGGAUAUAGUCCAUAUUAGGAGUGUCCAACUUGGAGUAAGCCAGAUGCCUCAUUUAGCAUGCUUGAAGGUGUAUGUGGUGGGGGGGGGGGGCGUACACCCCUUUGGUUAUCAACAACCCUUUUAGUCCUUUCCUUACUAAACAAAGCUUUGAUUAUUUUUGAUUUUUUUUUUUUUAAAUUUUAGGGGGGGGGGGCGUACACACCUUUGAUUAUCAACAACACUUUUAGUCCUUUCCUUACUAAACAAAGCAUUGAAUAAUUUUGAUCUUUUUAUAUUUAAAUUUUCCACAAUUUUAGUAUCUUGUUUGAGGAGCUCCUGGAUAAUUUAAAAAAAAAAAAAAAAUACAAACCUCUCUUAAUGCAUAGAGGGCUCCCAUAUAUCAUGAUCUUGACAAGGGGAAUAAAAUUAGUGACCCAGCUGCGUCUUUGUGAUCUGCCAAGAACAUUGAGUUCAUGGGCUCGCCACCGCUAUGUUUAGUCAUAUGACUGUGACAGCUUUGAUGUUUUGGGGGACAUUUACUUUAUACAUUUUAGUACAAAGUGUUUUUAAUAAAAAUAUUGUUUUGUCUAUAUGCAGAUCCUUGUAGUGUUUUUGAUAAUGUCACGUCUAAGUCGAUGCUUAUCAGAUAGAGUGUUAAUGAUGUUUGGUGCUUUUAUGAUACUAACCUCCAACAUAUGGUUGCUGUGGUACUUACCAAAUGCACCCCCACGUGAGUUUUAUACAUCCACUUUUUUCUUGUUUGUAUAAUUUUUUUAAAAUGUUGUUUCAUUUAAUAAUUGUGUGCUGACAAUAUUUGAAGAAAAGAAUAUCUACAUUUACUCUAAAAGUAACAAAUUUGGGAGGUCUACCACUAGACUAGUGAUAUCCUUUUACAUUUCAUAUAAACCAAGAUUUAGCAAAAUAAAUGAGGCAAGCAAGAUUUAGUUUUUAUAGUCUGCUCCGUAAACUCACCCGAUAGAGGAAUAUUAAUGAAGAAGAAAAACAUUUCAAAGUAUGGAACAAUUAAAUUGUAAAUUUAAAAAAAAAAAAAGAAAUCCAACUGAAUUUUACUGUAAACAAAACAAUACAAAUCACUUACAGUUGAUGUCGUAUUGACAAUUGUUCAGUUUAAAUUAAACCCGACUUCCCCUUUCUGCACAGAUAACCGCAUGAAAAAUAUUCCAUUUUUCGCCAUUGCGGUAUUCCUGGACAUUCUAAGCUUGCCUUUUUUGCUGGUGUGCGCCACUUCCCUUUUCUCCAAACUAACACGGAAACAGACGGCGGGUUGGUAUCAGUUUAUUAAGUAGUAUUAAUUAAAGCAGUGUGUUUUCUCUCUUUCUGUUUUUUGACAUUUGUGCCACCCACAAUUUUACAGGGUGGUAACAGAAACCAUUAGUUGCAGGCUUUGAUUCAAUAAUGCAGUAGAAACAACGCAUGGGAUUCGAUACUUGCAGGUCUCAGCCAGGGUUUACGAAGGGGUGUGGUAGGAUUGGGUACAAUCAUAGCGCCACUGUGGGGGUCGUCUGCUGCCAAUCAGCCCUACGUCUUGCUGGGAGUGCUGGUUGGUUUACAGGCCAUAUCACUCGUAAGUAGAGCCUCUUUUCAAUGGUAUUGUUUUGCCCAUUAUAUUAUAUAAAAAUAUAUAUCACUUAAAAUAAUUCUACAGGUAUGUAUGUAUGGCAUAAUGCUCUGUUCAGUAGAGAGAAAAAUACAAUUCUCCAAAAGUGCACCAAAAAGAGUACAAAUGUUUUUGUUCAAGAUAAAAUUCCCAUUUCCAGACCUGUUUACUCUUACGAUUUUGGCGUACAAUGUACGAUUUUGAGGUGUAAACAUUGUAUAUAAUGUAUGUUUAUUUUUACUAUGAAUAUACGGUAUUGAACGAUUUUGUGAUAAUAUUGUACGAUUUUAAGAGUUUGAGGGUAAACAGGUCUGCAUUUCUAAUAAUUUGGAAACUUAUAAACACUGAUGGGUUUUUUGUUUAUUUUAUGGAAAUCGAAUCAAUUUAAAUCUAAUGAAUAUGCUUAAAUUUAAGAAUAUGUAAUAUUUACUGGAAUACAUGUUUUUGAAAGUAACUUUAGUAAAUGGGAAGUUGAUGCAUUGCCUCUGAUAUUGUUUGGCAGGUUAUUUCUAAUAUAAAAUAUAUAUAUAUAUAUAUAUAUAUAUAUAUAUAUAUAUAUAGAGAGAGAGAGAGAGAGAGAGAGAGACAGAGAGAGAUAAAGAGAGAUACAGAUAUAUAUACUCAUAUUUAUAUAUGUAUAGAUAUAUUUUUUUAACAAAAUUUUAUGAAGUGUAACAAUUAUUGUUCUUUUUUUCUUAUUCUUACAUUUUAAAAGGAGUCCUUUUUCUUUAAAUUCUUAGACUAUUAAAUUUUUUCAAAUAAAUGGAGUUACAUGAUAAUGCACGUACUACUUUAAUUCAUUUUCUCAUAUCUGUAAAUAUUUUCUUCAUUGACUUAAUUUUUACAUUUUAAACCAUUCUUUUCUCAGAUACUAUGCACACUGUCGUACAAACGCCUCAAAGUUAUUCCAGCCACAACGUCAACAACAACAGUGACACCGCCACCAUCACUUUCAAAUACCGGCAGGUUUCUUGGUAACACUUCACCUGUCCAGCCUUACGGCUCCAACCACAGCCCUGGCACUCCCAACAUGAGUGUUCCUCAGAUCAGGUCAGCUCACUCUACUCCAUACGGGUCCAUACAGAGAAGCUUUGCUGGUUCUAGUUACCAUUCCGUGGGAAGUUUAUCUUAUGAUCCACCAUUUCUACCUCGUCCUAUUGUUUAAUUUAUUCCAAAUAUUAAGUUUCUUGCUACAUAAUAGAACACAUUUUCUGUAGUAAGUUUUUCUAUUUGAUUUCAUCCAAAUAUACUUCUUGCUACAUUACAGAACACAUGUUCUGUGGUAAGUUUUACUAUUUGAUUUCAUCCAAAUAUACUUCUUGCUACUUGCUACAUUACAGAACACAUUUUCUGUAUUAAGUCUAUUUUUUUUAUUUUACCAAAAUAUACUUCUUAUCACAUUAUUAAAGAACACAUGUUCUGUAGAAGCUCUACUAUUUCAUUUUAUCCAAAUAUACUUUCUAGAACACAUGAUAUGUAGUUGUUCUAUUGUGAGAUUUGAAAUGAGUGAAAACUCUGUGAGGUAAUAAGGAAAAUGUUUUUGUUCUUAUAAAAUAAUAAUAAUAUGGUGUUUUAAUGAUAUAGUUCAAGGUAAAAAAAAUAUCAAAUUCUUCCUAUUAUUUUAAGAUAUAAUGUUUUCUUUGUUAUGUGCACUAGAAUAUAGAAAUUAAGGUGUUGGAACGCUGCUACAAAAUUGUUGUUUGCAUGUGCAAAUUUGAUUUGAUGACACUUUGUCGUCAAGUUUUUCAUUGGUAAUACAUUUGUAUGAAACAUUUAUUCAGAUUCAUGCUUUACAUUCUGAUUCAACUGUGUUAAUUAUUGAAAAUUUAAAAUUAGUAUUUUUGUAUAAUUAUAUAUAAGGUUGUUUAUAUUAAGAGUAGAACAUUAAUCAUAUGGGUUUGUUUUUUUCCUUUUAUACACACGCUGCUGUUGGCUUGGGUUUUUUUUUUUUUUUAAAUUCUGCUUAGGAAUUACAUUUUUAGAUUUUGAAAUGGUGCUCUACUGAGUUUUUGUUUUGUUAAAUCUGCUUAGCAAAAACUUUAAUGCAUAUUUUGCAAAAAAUAAUUUUAAAAAAAUCUGUAGUGUGAACUUAUGUAUUGACCACCAGGAAUAGAACAAAAUGAAACAGUCACAGGACUGCUUACAUACCCAGCCAUAGGAAACAUACAAAAUAGAGUUUGAUUACCAUGUUGUGUUUAUAAAAACAUAACAGAUUAAAACCACAAUUUCGCCAACACUAUAGGCUUAGGGCAAACAUGCAAUGGGUAAUUAAAUGCUGAACUGUCAAUACUCAAUAAUAUAUGCCUAUAAAUAAAUGUCAUGUGAAACACUAU